Molecule: messenger RNA, 589 nt
Organism: Racocetra fulgida
Lineage: Eukaryota; Fungi; Glomeromycota; Glomeromycetes; Diversisporales; Gigasporaceae
Source: the annotation of a GenBank genome assembly
AAAGAUUGAAUCAGAGAAUAUAAAACUUAAAAAAGACAAUCAUCCAGAUGUUACUUUACGAGAAAAUCGAUAUGCUGUUCUUAAGGGCAAAUUUCAAAAAGCUCUGAAUACUUAUCGAGACAUAGAAGAUUCAUACAUGAAACAAGAAAAGGAAAGAUUUAUCAGGCAAUAUCGAUUAAUAAAUCCUGAUAUUACACAAGAGGAAAUCGAAAACUAUCUUCAGAAUCCAUCCAAUAGUUCGAUUUUUUCACAAACUUCUGCGAGAAGUAGAGAAGCUAAGGCUGCAUUAGAAGAAGUACAGAAACGUCACGGUGAUAUUCAACAUAUUGAAAAAACUAUUACUGAAUUGCUUAAAUUAUUUGAUGAGAUACGGUUACACGUUGAAGAAAGCGAUCCAAUAGUACAAGAAGUAGAGGAUAAUGCAGGUCAACAAGCUGUGGAUUUAGAAAAAGCAACCGAAGUUUUACAAGUUGCAAAUGUGGAAGCAAAAAGCACAAGGACUAAAAAAUGGAUUUGUUGCGCUGUAACUUUGGUUCUUAUAGUGAUACUUAUCGUUAUUCUUGUUUUUAUACUUGUUCCAUCACGUUAA